Oncorhynchus tshawytscha (Chinook salmon) is the source of this 3247-nucleotide messenger RNA. RefSeq names its product free fatty acid receptor 2-like. The coding region runs from base 972 to 2003 and encodes 343 amino acids. Gene Ontology annotation, molecular function: G protein-coupled receptor activity. The record is from RefSeq and is a predicted model, not a curated record. Gene Ontology annotation, biological process: cellular response to fatty acid; G protein-coupled receptor signaling pathway. The transcript has 2 exons. Gene Ontology annotation, cellular component: plasma membrane. NCBI's taxonomy places the organism in Eukaryota, Metazoa, Chordata, Actinopteri, Salmoniformes, Salmonidae.
UGUUGGAGGGCUAGUAGAAAGCACUCUUUCCUCUGGUCUAAAAAAAACAUCACAAUGCCCCAGGGCAGUGACUGGGGACAUAGUCCUGUGUUGCGAGCUGUCUUUCGGAUGGGAUGUUAAACGGGUGUCAUGGCUCUCUGUGGUCACUAAAGAUCCCAUAAGAGUAGGGGUGCUAGCCCGGUGUCCUGGCUAAAUUCCCAAUCUGGCCCACAUACUAUCUUGACCACCGAAUUAUCCCCAGGUUCCAAUUGGCUCAUUCAUCCCCCUCCUAUCCCCUGUAACUUUCCCCAGGUUGUUGCUGUAAAUGAGAAUGUGUUCUCAGUCAACAGUCAUUGCGAAGCUGCCAAUCUUUACAUAACUGUUCUCUUUGUAAGAGUAUUUCUUUUCAGCCAAAUUAAUAUGUGUAACUUGUUAUUAUAUAGUAGUUACUGAUGAAGUGGCAUCAAAAUGCUAAUAGAUUAUUCCAAACCUGAGCCACAACCACAUGAACUCAUACAGUAACAAUUAGAGUUUUGUUGCUACAGUUCUCAUCAAGUCUUAGCAAAAUGCUAAUACACAUAUGAUGUUAUAUCAACCUUGGGCACAUGGGAAAAUACAUUUUAGGAUUACAGUACCCUGUUAUCAUUGACAUGACUGUUCUCUUGGGAAGGCAAUGUCUGUUUGUACACUAUUUACAAAAAAGAUAUUGAAAUUAGACAUUGGUAUGUCACUCCCUCCUACACAUAUAUAAUAUCAAAUGUAAACACAGCAAUGUUUUGCAUUUUAGUUAACCGUUACCAUGCAGUCUCACCUCAUGUUUGCAGAGCACUGUUCAAUGCGUCUGCUAUACACUCAGACAGGUCUGCUUGACUACUAUAUAUGCUGGCACGUAACAGAUCUUAAAUUACUAGCCUUGGCUGAGCUCUCCAAUUCCUGAUUAAAAAGAAAUACACAUCUACAGCCAGGUAGGUUAUGACCAUUUGGAAUUAAGAAUGUGUUUUCCUUCUCCCUUUAAGGUUUUCACUGUUGAGCUGCAAGUGUACUGUGGGGAGGAUGUAGCUAUUAGCAGAUUGGGAUUCCUUCAUUGCUUCAAGGCCAUGGUGUGGGUGAAAAGUGAGGCGAUUCUGUCCGUCUACAUCAUCACUUUCCUGAUUGGCCUGCCUUCCAACAUCCUGGCACUCUACGCCUUCAGCAUCAAGAUACACAAAAAGCCCACUCCCACAGACAUCCUCCUGCUCAACCUGAUCGUGUCCGACCUCCUCUUUCUUCUCUUCCUGCCUCUCAAGAUGUACGAGGCGGCCUCCGGCAUGCAGUGGUACCUGCCCGAGUUCCUCUGCUCCAUCACUUCCUACACCUUCUUCUCCACUAUCUACACCAGUUCUCUCCUGUUGAUGGCUGUCAGUGUGGUCCGGUACCUGGCGGUUGCCUUCCCCAUCACCUACCGCCAAAUCAACAAACCUUUCUAUUCUGUGGUGGCCAGCACAAUCAUCUGGCUUCUCACCACUGCCCACUGCAGCAUCGUGUUCAUCAUCCAGCACCACCAGGACCUCCCCCAAAGCAACACCUACGUCUGCUACGAGAACUUUACCAAACAACAGCUGACCAUCCUCCUCCCGGUGCGUCUGGAGUUCUUCGUCAUGCUCUGCUUGGUUCCUCUCAUAGUUUGCAUCUUCUGCUACCUCCGCUGUAUCUGGAUCCUGUACAUGCUCCCCAGGAUCAGCCCGGGCCAGAAGCAGAAGGCCAUCGGGAUGGCGCUGGGUACUCUGGCCGUCUUCCUUGUGUGUGUCUUUCCCUACAACUUCUCCCAUGUGCUGGGUUUCUUCACAGGGCACAGCCCCCCGUGGAGGUACUACACCCUGCUGCUCAGCGCCUUCAACACCUGCCUGGACCCUGUCAUCCUCUACUUCUCCUCCUCCACCUUCCGCAUCACUAUCAAGAUGUCCAUCGGCAAGAUGCUGGGACUGCGACAUGGUCAGGCUGCGAUCCAAAGGGAAAGCACAAUAGCCAAUAUUGGCCAAGAGUAGAAAAUGUAGUCACCUUACUCCAAGUGCCCUUUGGGUAAUUUUGUAAACAAUAACUAUUCAUUUCACCAAAUGUUUUAAUUCUGUCAUAGAGAUCAAACGUUCAACUUCAUUAAAAAAACAUGUUUUCCCAUCUUAAGAUGUUCAAUUAAGAAGAAUAACUAUGCAAAUUCAAAUUAAAGUGACAGGAUUGACUGCAAUAGAGUUAACAACAUCUUAAAUCAGCCAUAACUUCCUUUGUGACGGGGAAUGGAAGCAUUUCUAGUAACUUGUUAAAAACAUUUCUAGCCUAUCUAUCUAUGGGUAACACAGGGUUGAUGGGUUAUACUUGACGCACUCAGUUUCUCAGCACAAAACACCAGAAAAUGGCCUAAAAUAGAAAGAACCAGCUCACCUGCUUUUACACAAUGAAAUGGCUAUAUUACUAGAUGGUACGUUUUUCUUUUGAUUCAAUCAUUUAAAAAUGAAUAGUUUUACCAUAUUUAAACGAGAGUUCAGUUCAUGUUACAGGGUUAACAUAAACCUGAGGGACAAAUGUAAAUGAAUCAUGAAAUAAGUCAAAAUCUCCUGAUAUUACUUUCCUAGAGGAACAGAAUAACUCGGACUUGUAAUUAAGUAGAUAUAUGUCUUCGUAGCUGGUGAACAAACAUGACGUUGGAUAAGCCAAAAUGGGGAUUUUCAGAGAAAACAAAAACCUUUACUUUAAUGAAAACACACUGCUAUUAGAAUGUGUAAAUGAAAAAUUAAAAAGGCUUAGCUUAGUCAGAGCAUAGAUGUAUGUGAUCCUAAUGUUAAAUUGAGUGUUUUAUUGAAAUGACCAAAGGCACUCUAUUCGUGGAACGACCCAGCUAUAUAUUUAAGAUAUUUAAUUUAAGUGUAUUUCAACAUGAUAUGUAGUUUCUGUUUUAAAAAUUUCUGUGAACUGUACCUUUUUUUUUUGCCAAAGUCAUUCAUAUUUAAAUGUUUACAUUCCAUUUACCAAAGUGAGCACUUCAUACAUGAUUCAUUUGUUUCGUCACAGUAGCUUCUGUUACCCUUUUGAAUUGCACACUAUGUGAAAGCUUGGUUGUUAUCCUUUAAAUGAUUCAUUUGUCUGGUUAGAGGUAUGUUCUGUGUGACCCAUUUGAAUUGAAACAUAAUGCUACAUAUUUUCUUUCUGUAUUCAAGAGUUUCAAGGCUGAAUGUAAGAAAGAGUAUAAAUGUUUUACUGUUAGAGUUAUAGCUUUAUUAAAAUGACACGUAAACUG